This is a messenger RNA of Corythoichthys intestinalis (scribbled pipefish), 11899 nucleotides long. RefSeq names its product solute carrier family 23 member 2 (gene slc23a2). The record is from RefSeq and is a predicted model, not a curated record. The coding region runs from base 5753 to 7963 and encodes 736 amino acids. Gene Ontology annotation, molecular function: transmembrane transporter activity. Gene Ontology annotation, biological process: transmembrane transport; L-ascorbic acid metabolic process. Gene Ontology annotation, cellular component: membrane. NCBI's taxonomy places the organism in Eukaryota, Metazoa, Chordata, Actinopteri, Syngnathiformes, Syngnathidae. The transcript has 16 exons.
AAAUUUCAGAUUCUUAGAUUAUUCGCGAUUCGGCCGUGGAAGAUUCGAGAACGAUUCACAAACAUCCAAAUUCCGAUUACUGAAAUAUGCCAAGUAAAGCGGAAGUACAACACACUCAGCGCGCCGCGCGGUCUUAGGGACGCAAUGAGGAACACAACGAGAGUAGCUAAACAUCAUGCUUCUCAACUCACGGCUCUAGCUCAACUCAUGCCACGAGAUAAAAAAACACAACAACAUACCUGACUGCUACCGAAAAGCUGCUACAAAGUACAUCCACAUAAUGUUACGGUAGAUAUCAUUUAUAUAGGACUAGAUGCAAUAUAAAUUCGGUAGCGUUAGCAGCACAUCUACAAAAAGCUAGAUGCGGGCGUUAGUAAACUGCCGCCAUCUUAAAGCAGUACACUUCUCUGCAAGGCUGUUGUAGCGAACCUUCCAAGCGAACCUAAUUAACUUUUUAUCUAAAAUACUCCUAAAUCGGUAAAAUAUUGACUUGAAUCUAUCUUUAAAAUAGUUUUAAAACUUUCACAUGUCGAAAGUAGGCAAAAGGGAAAUUAUGGAAUAACGGGAGCAAUUUUAACAACUUUAACGGUUGAUUCACAACAUUAAAUUAAUUGAAUGUAGUUUAAAGCUGCUGAUACAGAAUGUGGACUGGAGUUUUUUAUUUACUGUUAUUUUUGUAUAUUUGUUUACUGUUAUAUGUUAACUUGAUACUGAAAUAGUAGUUUGGUUUAGCCUGAGAGUAUUUUUGAACAAUUUUGGAACUAAUGUACAAAACAUUAAAAAAAAAAAAAAAAAUAAAUAAAAUUAAAUUUAAAAAAAAGGAAGGGGGUGCAUCAAUAAUCGUUUUAUAAUCGAAUUGGAGCCUCUGAAUCGUAAUCGUAAUCGAAUCGUUAGGUGCCCAAAGAUUCCCAGCUCUACUUCUUACGGAGCCACUCUUUAGUUGCCUUGGCUGUGUGAUUUGGGUCGUUGUCAUGCUGGAAGACCCAGCCACGACCCAUCUUCAGGGCUCUCACUGAAGGAAGGAGGUUGUCAGCCAAGAUCUGGCGAUACAUAGUCCCAUCCAUCCUCCCCUCAAUACGGUGCAGUCGUCCUGUACCCUUGGCAGAGAAGCAGCCCCAAAAAAUGAUGUUUCCUCCUCCAUGUUUCACGGUUGGGAUGGUGUUCUUGGGGUUGUACUCAUCCUUCUUUUUCCUCCAAACACGACAAGCCGAGUUUAGACCAAAAAGUUCCAUUUUGGUCUCAUCCGACCACAUGACCUUCUCCCAUUGCUCCUCUGGAUCAUCCAGAUGGUCAGUGGCAAACUUCAGACGUGUCUGGAAAUGCACUGGCUUCAGCAGCGGGACCUUGCGUGCGCUGUAGGAUUUUAAUCCAUGACGGCGUAAUGUGUUUCCGAUGGUUUUCUUCGAGACUGUGGUUCCAGCUCUCUUCAGGUCAUUGACCAAGUCCUGCCGUGUAGUUCUGGGCUGAUCCCUCACCUUCCUCAUGAUCAGUGAUGCCCCACGAGGUGAGAUCUUGCAUGGAUCCCCAGAACGAGGCAGAUUGACCGUCAACUUGAACUUCUUUCAUUUUCUAAUAAUCGCUCCAACAGUAUUUACCUUCUCACCAAGCUGCUUGCUUAUUUUCCUGUAGCCCAUCCCAGCCUUGUGCAGGUCUAUUAUUUUAUCCCUGAUGUCCUUACACAGCUCUUUUGGCCAUUGUGGAGAGGUUGGAGUUUGUUUGUUUGAGCAUGUGAACAGGUGUCUUUUAUAGAGGUAACAAGUUCAAAAAGGUGCAUUUACUGUACUUCCGGUAAUGAGUGGAGAACAGGAGGGGUUCUUAAAAAAGAACUAAGAGCCGAAAUAUUUACUAGUUGCUAAUGUAUCAAAUACUUAUUUCAUGCAGUUAAAUCCAGAUUUAUUAUUUAAAAAUUAUACAAUGUGAUUUUCUGGAUUUUUGUAUUAGAUUCCGUCCCUCUCAGUUGAAGAGAACUUAUGAUAUAAAUUACAGACCUCUACAUGGCUUGCAAGUGGGAAAACCAGCAAAAUUGGCAAUGUAUCAAAUACUUGUUCUCCCCACUGUACAUACAUUCAAUCAAAGUUUUUAUUUCAAAUGCAAUGUGUUUUUUACAGUGCCAAAAACCUUACAAACAUCCAAAUUCCAAUUAUUUAAUAAUACAAGGUAAAGCGGAACUAAAACACAGUCAGCGCGGUCUUCGGGACGCAAUGAGGAAGGGACCGAAAGUAAAUAUCAUCUUCAACUCAUGCCGCUCGAUUUAAAAAAAAAAAAAAAAAAAAAAAAUCAAUAAUACAUGACUGCGGCCAACAGCCGCUACAAACAACGCCCAGUUGCUAGUUGCUACAAACAUACGGCCGCAUAAUGCUACGGUAGAUAUCACAUAUAUAUCGAACUAGAUGCAUAAUGACAGACGACGGUGGCGUUAGAACAUGUAUGGAGAACUUGAUGCGAAACGACAGACUUGCCAGCAUUAGUAAACAGCCGCCAUCUUAAAGCAGUAGACUUCUCUAGAAGGCUAUGUUGUAGCAAACCUAAUUAACGUUUUAUCUAAAAUACUCCGAAAUCGGCAAAAUCUUGACUUGAAUCUAUCUUUAAAUGAUGAAACAGUUUUAAAACCUUUACAUGUCGAAAGUAGACAGAAGAGAAUAUUGGAAUAACGGGAGCAAUUUUAACAAUUUUAACGGUUGAUUCACAACAUUAAAUUAAUUGAAUGUAGUUUAAAGCUGCUGAUACAGAAUGGGUUGAUUAUUUUAGUUCCUGUGAACUGUUAACUUGAUACUGAAAUAGUAGUAGUUUGGUUUAGCCUGAGAGAAUUUUCGAACAAUUUUGGAAGUAAUGUACGAAACAUUAAAAGCGAGGGGGCAUCAAUAAUAGAUUUAUAAUUGAAUCGUAGCCUCUGAAUCGUAAUCAUAAUCGAAUCGUUGGGUGCCCAAAGAUUCCCACUUCUACUCAUUACAUUGUAAUAGUGUUAUCCAUUCACCCAUACAGCUUAUACUAAAUUUAGUGGGGCUGGCAGCGAAUGAUCACUUCUAAUUCAAAUGGAUUGGAUAUUUAUCACAGUCAAUGGCCAACGAAUUAAAAACGAGGCUACCUGUCACCCAAUUUUGACCACAAAAAAAAAAAAAAAACUGAUUGUGAUUUGUAUUACUAUGUUGCGAUUCGAUUUGAAUUUUUACAUUUCACAUUUUCAAAUGAAAAAAAGCAGGAAUCUGAAUGAAAUUAGUCAUUACUCUACAACAGUCUUUCAUAAAUUCUGUUGACAAACAUGAGAAUAUGUGACUGAGUCGCCGCUAUGGCAUGUCGCACAUUGCACAGGGCUACACCACAGAUUCUCAGGUACUACAUAAUACAGUGUACACAUAGGAAUACAAAUUGUAUAACCUUUGCCCGACUCUGACUACAUGAUUUCAAACCGAUUUUAGCCCUUCAGACAUGUCAUGGAGAAUCGUUGACUGUUGUGGCCUACAUUUUGAAGUAGGUGCGGGCUGUACGUAGGUCACGUCGUCUCGUGCCGUGUGACAUAUCCACCGACUGCUGAUCUGGAGUCUCUGAUGCCUCAUGACCAUGUCUGGUCUUCCUACUAUUUGUUGAUGAAAAUUGACCAAUAGUGUCCAAUUGGUGUUUUUAAUUUUUAAUAAAUACUUUUUAUAAACGUAGUGAGUGUUUCAAUUGCCAUUCCUAAUCAUCAGUUUCAACAUCAGCCUUUGAAAGUCCGAUAUCGGUCAGCCUCUAGUAUGUAGCAAAUGCUAAACAACAUAAUUUUUAAUGGUACAAAUAUUGUAUUGCUAACAGCGUUUAUUACACCUUGGCCUUGGUUAUUGUUGACUGUGUUUGUGUGAGAACGUGUUUACCAACUCCUUAUAUAAUAAUUUGCCCGCGUCUCAUCUGGCCUUGUGCAAUGUGCUAAGAGCCACAAAUGAAAAGAAUAGCAUUGAAAUAUGGCCUCCAUGUGAGUUGGAGUGAUCCAAGGGUGUCGUUUAUUGAUCUCUUGAUCUCUAAUGAAAGUUGAUGUUAUUUUUUUGGUGGGGUAGAGCCUUGCUUGACUUUAAUGUACUAAAUGUUGUAUUAAGCUACUUUAUAUAUCAAUUUUUUAAAGCAGUGAAAACGUGAUCACUCCCACAAAAGGCAGGAAAUGUAGAAUUAUUUUACUUUGUUUACCAUAUGACAAUGAGCCUCAUAGUCACGAAGUUGAUUUCUCUGAUUCCUAACAUUGUCAAAAUUAGGUUUGGUAAUCUUUGGCAUUAAACCAAUUUGGUAUGUAUCUCGAAAGAGAGUUGCGGUUCGAGGAGAAAAUGAUAUCUUUAAAGCCAUAACAGUUCAAUUUCAAUUACAAUCACAGACGAAAAUAUUGGCACCCCUUAAUUUUUUCGGAAAAUACACAAUUUCUCCCAGAAAUUGAUCAAAUUUGUCAAUGUGUUUAUUUAUUUGAUGUGCAUUGGAAAAACACAAAAAACGUGAAUGGAAAAAAGCCAAAAUUGACAGUUUUUCACAAAAUUCAAAUAAUGGGCUGGACAAAAAAGUUGCACACCCUUUGGAAGAAAUAACUGAAAGCAAUGGCUUCCUAUACGCAUCAACAAGUCUGUUUCACCUCUCAGAUGGAAUUUUGGCGCACUCUUCUUUUUGCAAACUGCUCCAGGUUCCCAGUUCAAAUGUAUUGGACGUCAGUGGUGAUAAACUCAAUUCAAUUCAAAGCAGAAGGAUGACAAUAGCUUGUUUUUCUGUUUCAUUCAAAAGUAAAAUAUUGUUGAAUUAUUUUCUGACCCUUGUAUUGAUAAUUGAUGUAUCAGCAUAUUGUGAGAUAAUAGUUAUCGUGAGGCUUGUAUGGCAAAUCAUAUCGUGAGGUACCCACAGGUUUCCACCCCUAGUUCCUACUGUUAAACAUGGUUGGACUUGAAUGAUGUUUUGGGGAUGUGCCUUGACAUGUGUACAAGGAGUUACGAAAUCUGGAGACUUUCUGAUUCUGUUGAAUAAUUAUAGAAUGGUGUUUUGCCAUCCGUCUUUUUUUUUUCUUUCUUUUUUUUCUUUGGCAGACUUAAUUCACACUGUUUGGUAAUGAAAACAAUGGCAAUAUGCCCACUCUUGAUGUAACAUGGUUAUAAAACCCCUUAGACGCUUGAGGGAGAAUUUUAUGCUGGCAAGUCUGACUGUGGCUUAAAGGAUUUGAUCUACUUGUAGCAACAAUGGUCUUGUGGUCUCAAAUGUGCCUGCUGGUCUCUGCGGGAGGGCAAAGGCCUGGGAAUGUCAGGUGGUCCACUUCGACUAACCUAUAUGGAGGGUGUAAAGUUACGUCCAGGACCGCCGAGACUGUGAGAAAGGUGUCUAAGCAUUCUUAGCGCACGUAUUUGUGACCAGGAACGUGCUGUGCAUUGGCUGCUGUUACUGUGAGAAAAAAGUGGAAGAACAUUUAAAGGUUGAGCAUCCUUGUGACAAUGAUCUAAAUGUGAGUGUCUCUCCCACUGCUUUUCAUUCUCCAUUUGAUGAAUAUGUUUGCACGGCUCCACAUGGGGGCCCACCUGCUGUCCAAGUUGGCAUCAUCCCAACAAAUUGCAGCCUUUUGGCUUUCGACCACUCUGUAUUAUCAUGUCAUUUGAGAUUAAAAUGGGUUAAAUCCAGUACUUUGGUGACAAAAGGUUUCACCACAUGUUAUUGUUUGGACUUAAUUGUAACUUGUAUAUUAUAGUUUUUUACUGUUCCUUACCCAUUCUGUACUUUUUGUUUUCCUCCUACAGUACAUUUUAGGGAUGUCCCCGAUCCGAUCAUGUAUCAGAAAUUGGGCCUAUCGGGCCAUUUUUCAAAGGAUCUGAAUCAGUCCCCUCUCUUGCCCCCCACACAGAUGCUCCCAGCCGUGCAGAUUGACGGGAGUGAUGGGAUGUGUCAACUAGCAGAUAAAUCAUCCCUGGAUGAUGUAAUUGAACGAAAGGACUCAUCUGCUGUGUUCACACCGGAGCGAGACAAAGGCGACGAAGCGGACGAGUGGGGAGACGGCAUUACAAGCAUGGGCGUGGGCAAGAACACUACCACCAAACCUAUGGACAGCGGUAGCGAGGGAGGCAAAUAUGAAGAGGAGAACAAACAUGGAGCAGACUUCUACCCCAUUCCGGUGGUGGUGAAUGGAGUGGGAGGAGCCAAUGGGGACCAGGAUACAGAGAACACUGAGUUGAUGGCCAUCUACACAAAGGAUGUCCAAGGAGCGGAAAAGAGCUCAAUUUCAGAGACUUUGGACAGCUCAGACAGCACUGAUCCAAGGAGGAUGGACAUGAUCUAUAUCAUAGAAGACACGCCGCCUUGGUACCUUUGUGUGUUUUUGGGCCUACAGCACUAUUUGACAUGUUUCAGUGGAACCAUAGCGGUGCCAUUCCUCCUUGCUGAAGCAAUGUGUGUUGGCUUCGACCAGUGGGCUACGAGCCAGCUCAUAGGGACCAUCUUCUUUUGUGUUGGGAUUACAACCCUCUUACAAACUACGCUGGGCUGCCGGUUGCCGUUGUUCCAGGCCAGCGCGUUUGCCUUCCUUGCCCCAGCCAGAGCCAUUCUGUCACUGGACAAGUGGAAGUGCAACAACACAGAUAUACUAGAGACAAACAGCACCGAAAUUCUUCACACAGAACACAUCUGGCAUCCUAGGAUACGAGAAAUCCAAGGGGCAAUAAUCGUGUCAUCACUGGUGGAGGUGUGUAUCGGAGCGCUGGGUCUACCUGGGCUCCUCUUAAAGUAUAUUGGACCUCUGACCAUCACCCCCACUGUUGCCCUCAUCGGCCUGUCCGGUUUCCAGGCGGCAGGGGAGAGGGCGGGAAAACACUGGGGCAUUGCUAUGCUCACUAUUUUCCUGGUGCUACUCUUUUCCCAGUAUGCCCGAAAUGUGCACUUCCCGUUGCCGGUCUACAAAGCUAAGAAAGGCUGGACAUCCUACAGGCUGCAGGUGUUCAAAAUGUUCCCAAUCAUCAUGGCCAUCCUUGUGUCAUGGUUCCUAUGCUUCAUCUUCACGGUGACUGAUGUUUUUCCGCCCGAAAAGGGCAAAUAUGGCUUUUACGCCCGCACGGAUGCCCGCCAAGGAAUCUUAUCGGCUGCACCCUGGUUCAAGAUUCCUUAUCCAUUCCAGUGGGGUGUUCCAAGUGUAACGGCUGCAGGCGUGAUCGGCAUGAUGAGCGCCGUUGUAGCCAGCAUCAUUGAGUCUAUCGGCGAUUAUUACGCCUGCGCUCGUCUGUCGUGCGCACCUCCUCCUCCCAUCCACGCCAUCAAUAGGGGCAUAUUUGUCGAGGGCAUCUCCUGUGUGCUGGAUGGUCUUUUUGGCACAGGAAAUGGUUCCACCUCCUCCAGUCCAAACAUUGGCGUUCUGGGAAUAACAAAGGUUGGCAGUAGGCGUGUGAUCCAGUACGGAGCCGCUAUGAUGCUGCUGCUGGGCCUCGUGGGUAAAUUUAGUGCCCUCUUCGCUUCCCUGCCAGACCCUGUGUUGGGGGCUCUCUUCUGCACCUUGUUUGGCAUGAUCACCGCGGUGGGGCUGUCCAACCUACAGUUCGUCGACCUCAACUCUUCCAGGAACCUCUUUGUUCUAGGUUUCUCCAUCUUCUUUGGCCUGAUGCUGCCCAGCUACCUCAAAAAGAACCCGUUAGUUACAGGCAUUGUUGAGAUUGACCAAGUGUUAAACGUGCUCCUCACCACUGCCAUGUUUGUGGGAGGUUCAGUUGCAUUUAUUUUGGACAACACUAUUCCAGGUUCUCCUGAGGAGCGAGGCAUCAGGAAGCUAAAGCGUGGCACGGGUCCCAGUGCCGCUGAGCUGGAGGGGAUGCGAUCCUAUGACCUUCCCUUCGGAAUGGAUUUCAUUCGCAGACACUCUGUCUUUAAGUACCUCCCUAUCAGCCCCACCUUUGCUGGGUACCAGUGGGGGGCGCUGCGGGAAACCUGCAGAAGCAGGGCCGGCGAACACAAGGAUGCAAGUGAGGGAGGAGCUACCCACAGCGAGAGUCUGGCGUAGCUGUUAUUGCAUCGUGUGAAUUUGGGGAGCAAACUGAGAGGGGGGGGGGAAUGCAAGGGACGGCCAGGAUUGGGAAGCGUGCGGAUGACACGUGAAGCACCGACUUCUGUCUAUUGUUUUCUCCCUACCUACUAUGCUAUUUUUAAGCAUGCCGUUACACGGCGCCUGCUGGGUGUGUUUGCAUGUGUACUCGGUUUGCACAUGGAUGUAAUGGCCUCGUGCAUUCAUUUACACUGUCACUUUAAUCCUCGCAAUUUUGUCACACUAAAUUUGCCCAUUCAAAAUUAUGCAAAAAAAAAAAAAAAAAAAAAAAGGAACAGAAGAAAAGAGCACAUAUGCAACCAGCUACACACACAUGGAUUCACACCAGCAUCCCAACCAAAACUGGCUUAGCCAUACAGCAUUUGGAUGCUUAACUGGUCUGUCCAAAUAGCUGUCAGCUGCCCUCGACCCGGGCACAGCAAUUGUGGUAAUUUUUGCUCAUUCAUUGUCUGCUCCGUUAGUUGCGAAUGUCACUCCGAUUUUGUGAAAACACACACAGGAAAGUCAGCCCAUGUCCUGCUAAACAAACCUCAGUUCAGCACUCGCUGAAUUGCACGAUCUAAGUGUUUACAUAUCAAUGUUUGUCAGUAUUAGCCACAACUACCCUAACAUUUACAUGAACACAACCUCAUUGGCUGUCUUCGAAUACUGUAAAAAGGGAUCGUUUGGCAACAGUUCUGUUACUCCUAAUGAUUCUUCCUGAAGACAUCUUCACUACCGCUACUCAUAUUUGCUCAUGUAAAGGUGUAGACAAGAAGUAACUAAUGGUAAAUAUUCCAGUCAUAUUUUCUGGUAGGUGUGAUGAAAGACCCCAGCGGCUUUUUGCAAACCAAAUGUUAAAAUAACAAAACAACACAACAGUUAUUUUCCAUGGAGCUUCUUUUCGAGUCUGUUAUUGACCUUAACGUAGAUUUUAAACGGUGCUCGGUUGUUUGGCCAUUGACGGCCUGUUAACUUUUUCUCACCACUCUACCUCUCGGCCAGGCCGGUUUCCUGGUCCAUUACCAUUCGACACAGUCGUCUGGUGGCUGGUGGAAUACUGUCAAAUUGUAAUGUGACAACUAAAUAAUUGUCCUCAUGGCCUGAAAAGAAUAUACAGUAGUCUUUUUAAAGCGUGACAUACAGUAAAUAUGGCGGCAUCAUUUUGCAUCACCACAGCGCGAUUUGCGUCGAAAUAGUUUUUAAUAUUACAUUAUGCUGCAAAUUAUUUUCAUAGGCUGUAUAUUAUAAAUGUAACAUAAAACUAAACCAUAUAGAACCAACAUGCCAUUUCACUUGGCGUUCCCUAUAUUGUUCAAAUCAACAAACCCCCUUUAUUAAGUGCAAGCUCAAAGAUAAUCAGCCUGUGAACAAAUCUGCGUAGCGUAAGUGAAGGUAACUCUAGCAAGAGCCAGGAAUCCCCAUGCGUUCAACUGCCGUCUUCUUCCUGAAGCAACUCCGCACAGUGCCUCGUGGCCUUAUGCGAAACAUGUUGUAAACACUGAUCCUGCAAGUGUCUGUUCGUCAUUGUUUCCUCCGUUACUGGUUUACCGGCUCCUAUACACACACUGUUCAGCUUUCUUCUCAUUAAGGCGGGAAUUACUGUGGUUUGGAUUGGAUGUUAUGUCCCGUCGUCUAGAUCUUUAUGCAGAUGAUAGCAACGCAUUUGACCUUUCAAAAAGGGGUGCAUUUAAGCAAAUUAACUUUAAAAGCGAUAUUGAAUCCAGUUGAGAUAUUUUAUUGAAGAAACCAAAAGUUUGAUGCUUUACCAAAAAAAAAAAACCUGAGAAAAAUACAGAUGUUUCUAUUAAAAACUAUUGUAUUUUUUUUUGUUUUGUUUAAUCUUUCUAAGUCUUUUGUUUAAGUUAUUUGUGGAAAGAAAGUUGUUGUGCGAAGAUCUGUUGAAGCAGAACUUUGUGUGGCUUUUACAGUUCUGGAGUUCUAGUCAUGAUUCUUCCUGACUUAGGAUCUUGAUCACCAGAACACACCCUCAGCUUCUGCUAAAUUGAAAUUGUGCUUGUCCAUAUAAGGUGUCUGCUGCCAUUAUUGCCAUUAAGAAGAAAUAACCCUCGCCAGAUGUCAGCGCCUUUUAACGAUUUCUUUACAUUUCAAGGUGCCAAGAAUAUCUCAUUGACCUUAUAAUGUUUUUACAAUGGAAGACGGGCACAUGAACCACAUAACAUUACUGGGCCUUAACUCUUUCACUACCUGAAUGUUCGUGGCCAUUCAUGUGCAUGGAUUUUUGUUAAUAUGACUGAGAAUUGUUUAAGUUUCAUUUACAAUUAAAACAGUAAUUCCCAACUCAAUAUGUUGAAAUAAUCUGCAUCCAUUUAUUGGCAAAUGCAAUUUGGUCAUAUAUGAGCUUAGUCAAUUGAACAUAAUGCAAUUGCAAUCUUGAGUGAAUGAUCACUGCCAGCCUUUCCAGAUUGAAUGGUUUGGAUGCCUUAUGACUUCCAAUACCAAUUACAUGAAUUUAAAGCAGUUCUUCAGCACAAUGGUUGGGAAUCACUGCAUUAUAAUCAGAGGUAGGUAGUAAUGCGUUACAUUUAAUGUUUGAGAAAAUGUACUUCUAAGAGUAUUUUACCACGUCAUACUUGAGUAGAUAAGUGAAGAAGAAACGCUGCUUUUACUCCGCUGCUUUGGGCUACACUAUGUUCCUUACAUUUUUCCUCUUUAUUCUAUAUAUUAGGUAUUUUUGCCAGCACAGUGGCUUUACCAGUUUUAGCAAUGUGACGUUGCAACAAUAAUCACAUGACACCGUGAUACCAAUCAGAUGUAAGAAUACAGUCACAUGACCACACGCAAGCUUGCAGUUGGACGUUCUAUGAUCACACUGGCUUGUUAAUUCACGUGGAAUCUUUAAAGUAUUGAGUUAAACUACUUGACAUCGAGAUCUGCCGUCAACAUUACUCGAAAGCAGUUUUUAUUUGACACCAAUAGACCACGGAAAACUGAGGUUAGGAUCGUUUUUAUUUCAUGGUGGGAAUCUUUUCUCCAAUAGAGGGUACUCAUGUUUUUUGAGCAAGUGUAAAUUUUUCUAGUGGUGAUUCAGUGAUUUUUGUGUACUUGUUUGGCCUAAUGUAAUGGGCUUUACAGUAUACAGAAUAAUAAAAAGAUGAUAUAGAUGAAGUGCUGAAAAAAAAACUGCACCAUAGAUUGAAAAAAAAGUCAGUCAUUGUAAACGGUUACUCACCAUGUUACUCAUGACUUGAGUAUUCUUUUCACCGAAUACUUUUUUUACUUGUACUUGAGUUCAUUGUUUGGAUAACUACUUUUACUUGAGUAAUAUCAUUUUUGAAGGAGCGCUACUCUCACUUGAUUAGAAUUUAUGACUACCCACCUCUGAUUAUAAUAUAUUAGUACAGUAUGAUUUCAGUUUUUCCAAAAUGUCUCUACAUUUAUAUCGCAUAAUAAUUCAUAACUGGAGAUGCACACCAGUCAUUCGCACUCAACCAAAUGGAACUUAUGAUACGCACACAACUUCCUGCGCUGUCCCGCAGUGAGUGGAGUCCUCUUCUAUUUUGUGUACUGUUUGCAUCCCCAGAUAUUCUGACUCUCAACAUAGACACAAGAGAAAACAAAACUACUGUUCUCCUUCAUAUGAAUUGGCAAGAGCUGCCGUUGUCACGGAAACUGACUUCUUCACAGCUGGAUGUGCUUGAAUGCAACUUCAUGUAGAUUUGAGAGCAUCACGACCUGUACAAAAGUGGGCCUCUUUCCUUCCCUCAUCAUUGACAUGUUUACCGGUUCAGUGACAAAGCAGCAAGUUGUUCUUAAUAAGGUGGCCAGACGCACACAAGAAUAUCAGUCCCUUUCAGUUAUUAUGAAGGGGAUGCUACCUGUACAAUAAUAUUUUGGUGUACGUACUACCUGUUCUCUCUUUGACUGUUCUUGUUUUUUUUUUUUUUUAAUAAA